Molecule: messenger RNA, 4570 nt
Organism: Cynoglossus semilaevis (tongue sole)
Lineage: Eukaryota; Metazoa; Chordata; Actinopteri; Pleuronectiformes; Cynoglossidae
Product: PH and SEC7 domain-containing protein 1
Exons: 16
Coding region: 467-3508 (1013 amino acids)
Biological process (GO): regulation of ARF protein signal transduction
Molecular function (GO): phospholipid binding; protein binding; guanyl-nucleotide exchange factor activity
Source: RefSeq, a predicted model, not a curated record
GCAGUAGAGACGGAAGUGUUUACGUUUCUCCAGAGUGCACAGGCGGAAGGAGAAGGUUCUGACUAUAGGCCUGGUGACUUACGUGCAUCACUAUGCAACACCACAGAGGCUGCUCGGCUCUGACGGGGCGGAUGUGUGGCGGCUUUGUUCUGCGGAGGAGGUUCAGAAGAAGUUAGCUGUGGAGCAGCUGCACGCUGCAGUGUGUCUGUGUGACAGCGCUGUGACUCAGUCAUGGUGUGUUUGUGUCUCCACCUGGACUCAUGUAAACCUCUCACCUUGGUCGAUCACAUGAUGCAGCUCUGAUGAAAAGGCCUGGAGGUGAACUCUGGACCUCACACUGGAGUUUCUAAGAGGCUUCAGAUGAACUUCGUGUAAAGAGGGAGGACAUUUAUAGAAAGGCAGUGACAGCAUUUCUCACCACAUCUUAAAACCCCCCCCCACAGCAGGACUGACUGAGAGCGAUGCGAUGGAGGAGGAAACCUUGUGCUCCCCUCCUCACCCGGGCCUGGAAGAGUCUCAGUCUUCCACCGACCAGCUGCACGUCAACGGAGAACAGCAGGCCCUUAUUUCAAGGCGGUCGGAGCAGGAGUCGACACCGACACGUGGUGCAGCUGCACCCACUCCUGAAGGGACUGAGAAAUGGGAGCAGAUGAUUUGGUCGGCUCGUCCGGUGACCGGUGCCGGCGUUCCUCUUCAUUUCGCCACAGUGCUGUGGGACAUGCCUGGUGUGUGUGGGGAGGAGCCCCCACUACUGACUGAGAGGAGCCUGGCCAAUGAGCUGACGUUUUUAAACGGCACCUCCCCGUUAUUUCCUCCGUCGAAGGAGGAUGAUGAGGCUCAGCCUCUCAUAGACGAGGAGGAGGAGGAGGAGGAGGAGGAGGAGGAGGAGAGAAGAGAGGAGGAACACGAGGAGUUAGAACCACAGCAGUUGGACCCAAACCCUGAGAGUCCAGCAAACAGUCCUGAGCCAUGUGACACCGCGACAGAUGUGGCCGAGCCGACGACACAGGAAAAGGAAGAGUCAGAGAAUCAUCUGGUCGACGGUUUUGAAGUCACAGCCAGACGGUCGUCAACACCUGGUCCUGACCUGGUGGAGCUAAUCGCUGCUGUUGAUGAGGAUCAAGACUUCACAGAUGAAGACAACGGUCUUGUAAGUUUCAGUCUAGAAGAGACACGAGUGGAGUCUGACCUUUCAGGAACCUCAGGAAGUCAAGACGGCUCCCUCGACAGUGAUGUGACGGAAGAAGAAGAAGAAGAAGAAGAAGAAGAAGAAGAAGAAGAAGAAGAGGAGGAGGAGGAGGAGGAAGGAGAGGGGGAAGGAGAAGAGGAGCAGCCAAAGAGAAACCAGUCGGACACCGCAGAGAAUCAAGAGGCAAAAACGGAUGUGGUGGGUUCUCCAGAGGCAUUACAGACUGAUGGAGCUGGACUAAACCCCGACCUGGGACAGGUGCCACCGUCUGAGGAAGGUCAACAGUCAGAGAUCCAGGAGGACACACAAAUACUGGAGCCAGAACUCAGAGGAGCCACAGUUUUGGAGACUGAAAAUACCGAAAUGCAUAAAGAUGUAGAUCACGGUCCGGGAUCUGAACGGCCGGAGGUCGUGGACACUGAGGAAGAGGGAGCAACAGAUGCUGAGAAGGCGGAGAACUCAGAGGGAACAUUGGAGAUGUCGACCUCAGAGCAAGAGGAGGGAGGGGCGUCGCCUCGGUCAGAGCCGUCUGACGACCAACAGCUGGAAGUGACCAGAGCUCCUGAGCUGAUACAGGAAGUCGUGCCACACGAUCCAUCACUAGACCGGGAGGAUUCACCACUAAUGGACCUGGCCGGAGACUCUGAGUCUGAACAGCCUGGUCCAGAACUCUGUGAGCAGCUCACCGAGUCAGAGAACUCAGAUGAGUCAGAGACGGCAGAGCAGCUGUGCGCUGACGCCGAGGUCACGCAGCCGACGCCACAGGCUGAUCCAGACCAGGUGGACCCACGGGGCAAGGUGUUAGAUCAAAGCGACCAGUUAACGAGUCCUGAGGUUCAACCUGAUGUGCCGUACAUGAACGGAGCCCAGGUGGACAGAGAUAUGGCCUGCAGCCUGGCGGAGAGACUUUUUAAGUUGGAUGGAAUCCAACGUGUAGACGUAGUGCAGUACCUAGAUAAAGAUAAUGACUACAGUCGUGUUGUCGGGGAGGAGUACCUCAAAUUCUUCGACUUCACUGGGCUAACUCUGGAUCAGGCUCUCAGAUCUUUCCUGAAGGUCGUGGUGUUGAUCGGAGAGAGCCAGGAGAGGGAGCGAGUGCUGGAGCAUUUCUCCUGCCGCUUCCAUCACUGCAACCCCGACUCCUUCUCCUCCUCAGAGGCUGCGUUGGCUUUGACGUGUGCGUUGAUGCUGCUCAACACCGACUUGCACGGACAGCAUGUAGGUAAAUCCAUGUCCUCCUCCAAGUUUGUGUCCAACCUGGAAGGGAUGAACGAGGGCGAGAACUUCAACAAAGACCUCUUGAAGAGUCUUUAUAAUUCCAUUAAGAACGAACCGCUGCAGUGGGCUGUUGACGAUGAGGAGUUGAGGAGGUCAGUGUUAGCUGAUGAAAGUGCAGGAGACGACAGCGACAUCCUGCUGCUCUCCAAAGACAACCCUUUCCAGGUGGUUUCUCAUGAUAAAAAUGCCUCCGUGAUCAAAGAAGGAUUUCUCCAGAGGAAACUUCACGCUGACGUCGAUGGCAAACGCACUCCAUGGGGUAAAAGAGGCUGGAAGACAUUUUAUGGAGUUCUGAGAGGAAUGGUUCUUUACUUACAGAAGAAUGACUACAGGAGAGAGCAGCAGACGACUGAGGAUGUGCUGAGUGUCCAUCAUUCUCUGGCCGAGCGGGCGACAGAUUACACCAAGAAGCCGCACGUGUUCCGUUUGCAGACGGCCGAUUGGAGGGUUUUCCUCUUUCAGGCCUCUUCUAAGGUAGAGAUGAACUCAUGGAUCAGUCGCCUCAACCUGGUGUCGGCUCUUCACUCAUCGCCUCCGUUUCCUGCUGCUGUCGGCUCCCAGAGGAAGUUCUUCAGGCCGAUUCUUCCUGCCUCGCUGUCUGCUCACACUCUGGAGCGUCAGCUGCAGUCUUACACAGGAAUGUUAGAGUCCUUCAGGACGGACCUGUCAUACCUGCAGCAAAACUGUUCCGAGGGUAAAAAAGUCAAAGCUAAAGAGCUGGAGGAGCUUCGCGUCAGAGAGGAGUACCUGCACUAUGAGAUCUGUCGAUACGAGAUCUACACCAGGGUGCUGGAGGGCUGGAAGAAACUGGAGGAAACUGGCCACAACGUGCUGGUCAGCACGGAGCUGCACCUGUUUGAUAAAGAGGUUUGUGUAGAGUCUGUGGGGGAUGAAGAAGACGUGGAAGGAGGGCUGAAAAAGUCCCACUCCAGUCCUUCUCUGAAGCUGGAGCUGGCUCCUCCUACUAUCAAAGUCAAACGCAACAUUUCUGAAAGACGGACUUAUCGCAGGACCAUCGUCCCCCGCAAUAAAGACAAGUGAAUUAUAUAUUUUUUUUAUUCAGAAAACAGUAUGUUUUCUUUGAGAGAUUUUUCUGCAUUUCUAUUUUAUGCACUUUUUUUUAAAAAAAAAAAAGAACCUCAGGAAAUUUCAGACUCAAAGUAGAGUAAAGACCUGAAACUUUGGUUGAAAGACUUGAAGUAUAAUUUAUAUUUGAUUAUUCUUUUUAUUUGUUGUAGUUACAGUUUUGUCUGUUACUGGAAGAAUAAUAAUGCCAUACUUGGGGCUACGACUGUGCUUGUAUAAUAUGAACCACAAGAGGGAGCUAUUGUUCAGUACAUGAGUGAGAAAAAGCAUGCCGUAACUAAAAGUUACAUUCUGCAUUUCUUUGCACAGUUUUUUUUACUGUUAUUUUAUUGUUCAUUACCUUUUGUUCUCACUGUUAAGACUGUUACACAUUGUGUUCAUAUGAAGGGUUUAUGUUUUAAUAAGUGCUAUUUUUUAUUUGGGAAAAAAUCAGAUAUUUCACCCUCUAAUGUAGAUUCUGGUUUAAAAAACAUUUUGUAGAGACAGUAUGCGAUCAACAGAAGGCAUGUUGAGACAGAAUACGACAAAAUAAAACAAAUAUAAUAAAAUAUACCAAUUUAGUUUUUGGUUUGGGGAACAUACUUUUGAAACAACCCAAAUCUCUCAAGUUCCGGAAAACUGUCUCACAAAUUACUUUGAUUGGCUGGUUUUGUUAAAUGGGCCAAUCACGUUUUAGCAUGGCCGGAAUUUACCAGAUUUCUUCCUGACAGUGUUGUGAGAUGUACUUGUUUACAACAGUAAUGUUUACAUUUCUUAUGACGGGUAAAAUUGUUGUCAUUUGCAAGUUGAGGUGAGUUAAAAGUUUAUUCAGACCAUUUUUUGUUUCACGAAAAAAUGUAAACACAUCGGAAAGUUGUUUUAAGGCUCAAAUACAUUUAAAUGAGCACUUAGCCUUAAACGGAUAUAUGUACAUAUCUUCGUCACACAAUUGAAAGUGACUUUUUGGAAUAUGUUGCUUGUGGUUUUUAUAUUUUAUGUCAAAUAAAGCAAAAAUACACGUAUGUGGGAUUAUCUGUU